Messenger RNA from Drosophila elegans, 1337 nucleotides. Its product is annotated as endoplasmic reticulum-Golgi intermediate compartment protein 3. Bases 122 to 1234 code for a protein of 370 amino acids. Lineage: Eukaryota; Metazoa; Arthropoda; Insecta; Diptera; Drosophilidae. Gene Ontology annotation, cellular component: endoplasmic reticulum membrane; Golgi membrane; endoplasmic reticulum. Gene Ontology annotation, biological process: retrograde vesicle-mediated transport, Golgi to endoplasmic reticulum; endoplasmic reticulum to Golgi vesicle-mediated transport. The transcript has 5 exons. The record is from RefSeq and is a predicted model, not a curated record.
UGGCCAGGCCGUUGCGACUGUCUGGCAACGCGAAUUGCAACACGUCACCUGCUCCGCGAAAAAUGUAAUUUUUUUGUUUACGUUUAAAUUCCGUGUGUUUCGUGUGUUAUUUGUGAACAAGAUGAAGUUCGCCGACGUGCUGCGUCGCUUAGACGCCUAUCCGCGCACUUUGGACGAUUUCAGCGUGCGCACAGUGGGCGGCGCUGCAGUUACAAUCAUCAGCACCAGCAUUAUUAGUCUGCUGAUCUUCCUGGAAUUCCUAAACUACAUGCGGCCCAACCUGAAUGAGGAACUUUUUGUGGACACGACACGGGGUCAAAAAUUGCGAAUCAAUCUGGAUGUGACCAUGCACAAUUUGGCCUGCAACUACAUCUCUCUGGAUGCAAUGGACUCGUCGGGCGACACCCACUUAAGGGUCGACCACGACGUCUUCAAGCAUCGGUUGGAUCUCAAGGGGGAGCCCCUCAAGGAGACGCCCAUCAAGGAGAUUGUGGCCGUCUCGCCGCCCAACAAGAACGUCACCUGCGGCAGUUGCUACGGAGCGGAGCACAAUGGCACCCACUGCUGCAACACAUGCGAGGAGGUGCUCGAUGCCUACCGACUGCGCAAGUGGAACGUCCAAGUGGACAAAAUAGAGCAGUGCAAGGGCAAGUACAAGCGCACCGACGAGGACGCCUUCAAGGAGGGCUGUCGCAUCCAGGGCCACCUGGAGGUGAACCGCAUGGCCGGCAGCUUUCACUUUGCGCCCGGCAAGAGCUUCUCCAUCCGCCAGUUUCACAUCCACGACUUCCAGUUCAGCAAUGUGAAGCUGUCGCACACAAUCAAUCACCUGUCCUUUGGCGAGAAGAUCGAGUUUGCCAAGACGCAUCCUCUGGAUGGACUGCGUGUGGACGUGACGGAGACCAAAAGUGAAAUGUUUAACUAUUAUCUAAAAAUUGUACCUACGUUAUAUAUGCGAGGCAGCGAGCCCAUAUACACGAAUCAGUUCUCGGUGACGCGAUACCGCAAGGAUCUUUCGGAUCGCGAGCGUGGAAUGCCGGGCAUAUUCUUCAGCUACGAACUCUCACCGCUGAUGGUGAAAUAUGCGGAGAAGCACAACUCGUUUGGCCACUUCGCCACGAAUUGCUGUUCCAUCAUCGGAGGCGUCUUCACGGUGGCCGGCAUUCUGGCCGUGCUGCUGAACAACUCGUGGGAGGCCAUUCAGCGCAAACUGGAGGUGGGCAAGCUCAGCUAACAACAAAUUGAGUCUCUUGUGCAGCUUCAUUGCAGCUUAACUACGCCUAUCUCAUUAUACAUUCGACAAAUCUCCAAAUAAAAGUGCUUAAUUUUAUAGAAAA